Molecule: messenger RNA, 1824 nt
Organism: Puma concolor (puma)
Lineage: Eukaryota; Metazoa; Chordata; Mammalia; Carnivora; Felidae
Gene: CDKAL1
Product: CDKAL1 threonylcarbamoyladenosine tRNA methylthiotransferase
Biological process (GO): tRNA methylthiolation
Cellular component (GO): endoplasmic reticulum
Molecular function (GO): 4 iron, 4 sulfur cluster binding; tRNA (N(6)-L-threonylcarbamoyladenosine(37)-C(2))-methylthiotransferase activity
Source: RefSeq, a predicted model, not a curated record
GGAUCCUCUCACUUUGGACUGACUUCUCUUUCCAGAGGAUUUGAGACUGAUUGCAGAUAAUCAAGAGAAGAUGCCUUCUGCCUCCUGUGAUUCUCUCCUGGACGACAUAGAAGAUAUUGUGUCACAGGAAGAUUUAAAGCCACAAGAUAGGCAUUUUUCACGGAAGCAUGUUGUUCCAAAGGUGCGAAAGCGAAACACCCAAAAAUAUUUGCAAGAUGAAAACAGCCCACCGAGCAAUAGCACUAUUCCAGGCAUACAGAAAAUUUGGAUGCGAACAUGGGGUUGUUCUCAUAAUAAUUCGGAUGGAGAAUAUAUGGCUGGACAACUAGCUGCUUAUGGAUAUGAAAUUACAGAAAAUGCAUCAGACGCAGAUCUAUGGCUCCUGAAUAGUUGUACUGUAAAAAACCCAGCUGAAGACCACUUUAGAAACUCCAUAAAAAAAGCUCAAGAGGAGAACAAGAAAAUUGUGCUAGCUGGAUGUGUUCCUCAAGCCCAGCCUCGGCAGGACUACCUUAAAGGACUGAGUAUCAUCGGGGUUCAACAGAUAGAUCGAGUGGUAGAGGUUGUGGAGGAAACCAUUAAAGGUCAUUCUGUGAGACUACUGGGUCAGAAAAAGAAUAACGGAAAGCGGUUGGGUGGAGCGCCAUUGGAUUUGCCAAAGAUCAGGAAGAAUCCACUGAUAGAAAUCAUUUCCAUCAAUACUGGGUGUCUCAAUGCUUGUACCUACUGCAAAACUAAACAUGCCAGAGGGAAUUUGGCGAGUUAUCCAAUUGAUGAACUAGUCGAUAGAGCCAAACAGUCUUUUCAAGAGGGCGUCUGUGAGAUAUGGUUGACCAGUGAAGACACGGGGGCUUAUGGCAGAGACAUUGGCACCAAUCUCCCCGCACUGCUGUGGAAACUGGUUGAAGUGAUCCCUCGGGGAGCAAUGCUGAGGCUUGGCAUGACGAAUCCCCCCUAUAUUUUAGAGCAUCUGGAGGAAAUGGCAAAAAUCCUUAAUCAUCCCAGAGUCUAUGCUUUUCUGCACAUACCGGUCCAGUCUGCCUCUGACUCUGUACUCACGGAAAUGAGAAGAGAAUACUGCGUGGCCGACUUCAAAAGAGUGGUGGAUUUUCUGAAAGAGAAAGUUCCUGGAAUAACUCUUGCCACAGAUAUUAUCUGUGGUUUUCCUGGAGAAACAGACCAAGAUUUUCAAGAAACAGUGAAACUCGUUGAAGAGUACAAAUUCCCAAGCCUCUUUAUUAACCAAUUCUACCCAAGACCAGGGACUCCUGCUGCAAAAAUGGCACAAAUUCCAGCACAAGUGAAAAAGCAAAGAACAAAAGAUCUCUCUCGGGUAUUCCAUUCUUACAAUCCGUAUGAUCACAAGAUUGGUGAAAGACAACAAGUGUUAGUGACAGAAGAAUCUUUUGAUUCCAAGUUCUAUGUCGCACACAAUCGAUUCUAUGAGCAGGUUUUAGUGCCAAAGGACCCCACAUUCAUGGGGAAGAUGAUCGAAGUGGACAUUUAUGAAUCAGGAAAACAUUUUAUGAAAGGGCAGCCGGUAUCAGACGCCAGAGUAUACACGCCAUCCAUCAGCAAACCAUUAGCGAAGGGAGAAGUCUCAGGUUUGCCAGAGGAAUUCAGAAAUAGGCUUGGGAAUCACCCGAGUUCAGUAUCCCACGCUUCUGCCGUCGGGCGACACUUCGCAAGCUCCAGGAUGGCCCUCCGCUUGCAAAACCUCCGUCGAGACCGUGCACUGAGGGUGUCCGUGGGCCUGGCUCUGUUGGCUCUUCUUCUCGCCUUUUUUUGUCAAAAUCUCUAAUGAAAACACAACUAAAUGAAACA